Molecule: messenger RNA, 645 nt
Organism: Fusarium subglutinans
Lineage: Eukaryota; Fungi; Ascomycota; Sordariomycetes; Hypocreales; Nectriaceae
Exons: 2
Coding region: 1-645 (214 amino acids)
Source: RefSeq, a predicted model, not a curated record
AUGAUGGAAGGGCAGGGUGUUUUGAUGCACGGCAGCAGCCUGACCGAGUCUCCUUACCUCUUCAGCACCGUCCGAAUCAUAUUUGGUGACAACUCAAUGUACUGGGUUCCGGUCCAUCUCUUGGAAAAAUAUCCCAAGUUUAGGCUCUCCUACGACAAGGACAGAGAUGUCGUGAAGCUCAAAUGGCUGAACGACACACAAACGGCCGACUUCAUGAGCUAUCUACGCAAGGGAAAAUGGAAGAGCCAAAAGCCAGAGGACCGGGUCGGAUCAACGGACUACUACAACCGGAUGCAACAGUGUCUGUCGGUCCACAGUCUUGCUUUGGACUACGAAAUGUACGAACUCGCUGGACUCACCUUUGGAGAAUUCACCAGCAUGGCUGGCCGACUCUCAGUCUUAGACCUCGUGGAGAUGUUUGAAAGAGUCAACUUCGCUUUUCAUGGCCACCAGGCUGUUUUGGCCGACUACUUCACCCAGAGAGUUGCCAAGACCGACGAGGUCAUCAUGGCGGAUACCGUCGCCAGGCUCAAAAGACUUUCACUAGUCGAAGAUUCAGACAACAUCGACGACAUCACUCCAGCGGAAGUGAGCGAGUUGAAGCGCAAGCUCCAACAGUACGAAGAGAAGUACGGGCCUCUGUGA